Porites evermanni is the source of this 6496-nucleotide messenger RNA. Lineage: Eukaryota; Metazoa; Cnidaria; Anthozoa; Scleractinia; Poritidae. The record is from the annotation of a GenBank genome assembly.
AUGGGUAUCAAAAUGUUGCUGGUUGUUCUACUCUGCAUGACACAGGCAGCGUUGAACGCUGGUAAGAAUGCGGGUAAUACUGAUUAUACUAAUUAUUCUAUAUGUCUACCUCGAUCACCUGCUUUUAAUGCUUAUUUAGAUUCUCGAGGGUGCCUCGAAGAAAUAUUUAAGAGAGUGGGGAAAGAUUUCAUUUUUUAAGAAAUGAUAAAAAGUUUGUCAAGUAGAUGAUAUCGUGAACAUCAUGCAAACAGUACAACAGAGGUACGUGAAUCCAGCUUCAGAGACUCGUAUUAAUCAUUGAUCUUUAAGCUAAAAAAGUUAAGUAAGAAUUUCUCUUGUUGGAGGCUGUAUUUCAAGUAUAUGGCCGGCGCAAAGUAGGCCACAGUGAGGAAGGGUAAGAAUUGAAAUCGAGAAGCAUAAAUUUAGGUGACUAACCUGUAUGUGACCAAUGCCUUGGAUGUCGUGUUCCGUCGUCCCGUACCGUCCCGUGUCCAGCGCCAAGCAGGAGCAAAUGCUUUUUAGUAAAGGCGUACUAGAAACAUGUUAAAAAUAAAAAUUUUGAUUUUUGGACAGACAAAAGUGUUCGUGAAUCAGGUAAAUUGUUUCUAAUCAAGUUAUAGCCAAAACCUCAACGAAAAUACAAGAUCUGAAAGUAAGUGUAAAACCACGACCAUGUACGAGAUAACAGUCGUAGCAGCUAAUGUCAAAUCUUGAUCAUGGUUAGGUACAUUUGCCACGCCGAUGACAGCAACAUAUUUACAAUAAAUAUAAUAGUUAUGUAUCUACCUUUCUGGUAUUUGCUGAAACGAUAAAGCAAUAUGAAUUAAUGUUUUUCUUUUUCCAGCAUUUUCCUGCAACUUUGACAACGGUCGUCUCUGCCAAGGAAUUAAACAACUCAAAGAUGAUAAGUUUGACUGGACUUUAAGAAAAAUCAACACUCCUUCAGGAGGCACAGGGCCUAAUACUGACCACUCAGGCAAAGGUCAGUUGAAAAGCUGAGAUAUUUUCUAAAUACGCGAUUGAUCUUCGAUUCUGGAAGGUUUUCAUAGGCAUUUUCUAACCAAACAUAGUUACGUCUCCUUCAAUUUAAGGCACCGUUUAUAUGGAGAAAGGUUGACCCGAGUAGAAGCUACCCUUGGCUACCAGAGUUACCCUGGGCAUGUCAACUUUUCAUAUAUUUCGUUACAAAACAUGGCAAAUUGGUUACUUGAGAAAAAAAAUAGGUUUGGCUCGGCUAGAAGGCUUACCGGCCUAGCUAGCCGGGUCACUCUUUUGUGACGGUAGGGUCGCCCUCCAAACCGAAUUAACUUUUCUACAUGUAAACACUUUGGCUCGCUCAGCCGGGUCAACUCGGUCAAGGCGAGACAAUCAGAGCAUGCGCGAGUGCUGUUUGCUCGGACAAAGCUGCCAACUUUGUCCUCAUAUAACUGCUUGCUGAAAGUUGACUCGGCUUGGAGAAAGGCCCUUCUUCCAGGGAGUGGUUUUCUUCUUAUAAACGGAACCUUGGGCUCUUUUGCAUUCAUUUAUAGGUUACUACAUUUACAUUGAAACAUCAAGUCCUCGGCAGCCAGAUGAUAAUGCAAGACUGGAGAUCAAGCCUUCGUUGGGAAAUGGUGCAACAUGUAUCUCAUUCUAUUACCACAUGCUGGGUAGAGACGUGAAUGAACUUAAAGUCCUUGUGAAUGGCAAGCAACAGUUUUCACAAAAAGGCUCUCAGGGAAAUAAGUGGAACAAAGCUGAUUUCAAAGUUCAAGAGAAGGCAACAUCCGUAAGAUUACGUUUGACGUUAAUCAACCGCGUAUAGUGAUAUACAGUAAUUUUUAAGGCCUCGUCGAACUCAUUUUAAUUUUUUGCUUUGCCCAUAUCAUAUAAAACAGAGAUUGUAAAAUUGAGUUUGUUUAUUUGCUGCAACCUCAGCCCCAGAAAAUGAAUUUUCUAGAAUUAGGUCGACUAAAUUUAAAAAGAUUAAAAUAACAGGACUGUUCUCACUAGGGAAAACACGCACAAAAGCCUAUAAUUUAGCAUCAAUGUACUUCCUAAAAUUCUCACCGUGGCCCAGGGGAAUACACGGCAUACCCACAGACCUUGUACCUCAGUUCUAAGAGCAGCUUGUUUGAUUAUUCAGCCAGUUCUAGUAAAGUUUAGGUCUCGGCACCCUCGAUAGCAGUUCUUGCCCCACCCUCCUCAUUGCAGCGAUGGGGCACACCCCGUAUUCUCUCCCGACUCGCAAGGCCUCGGGCCGAUUCUCCCAUAUCUUUUGCAUUUAGGCUCAUUUGGCUUUUUCGUGCGGGUGUUCCGGGUGAGAAUAUAUCACUAAUAACCAUUCAGUUAUUUGAUUUUGCAUCGAUUCUUCAUCUUCUAGGAAAGAGGACAAAAAGUAACGUUUCACACAAAAAACUUACCAAAUUCAAUUUAUUUUAAAGGGCGAACGUUUUUUUUCACGGGGAUAUCAGGACUUUUGAGCGAAUAGUUUUCAAUGACCAAAAACAACCCUGUCAUAAUUGACCACCGUAUUUUGCAAGAUGAAAUGAAUUGCUAUAAGGACUAGGUUUUCACCGAUGUUAACGCCGGAUAUGUUUCGUGAAAAAAUAGCUUACAAAAUACCUGAAUGUACUGCAGCUGAUACAAAAUCCUAUUAUUGUGCAGGUUAUUUUUGAGGGUAUUCGUGGAUCAUCAUGGCAAGGCGACAUUGCCGUCGAUGACGUCAAGAUAGAAAACUGUGGGGGAGGAGGAGGAGGCGGAUGUGGUAUGUCACUCUCCCAGUUUGCAAUGACUUGUCCCCAUUCCUUUUUGAUGCCCUUCUUAAAUAUUAGAAGACCUUUUUCCUGUCGCCUCCUUUGCUGAGAUACCGCGCUGGUCUCCCGCAACCGAUUCGCGACCGCGUGUAAAUGAUAAGAGACGACUGGGAACGAGUCAAUAGCUUAGUCUAGCGAGCAGGACCGGAACCUACCAAGCCCUCAUUGGUUCAAUCCUUUGCAACGAGUUUUAAUUGUCCUACAACAACACGUGCAGUAUUUAUCGUAAAUUUAGGGGCCUCGGAAAACAUUCCCAGGUGCCUUGACAAUAAAUUAUCAGGUGUUAGGUAAUCCAGUUCUGAACGCUUAUAUUAUUGGCGAAUGUAGUACUAAAUUUUUGAGUCGCCAAUCUCAGCAGAAUUUACUCCAUUGUUGUAGGCUUUAAACGCGUGCAGGCUUGGUAGGAGGGGAUGGGAGGGGCAGAGAACAUUGGAAAGGGAAACAUUUUUAUCAUUUCUGUGUUCCUUUUACUGAUAAAACCUUUUGCAGAGAAAAAAGGUGUUUCGGUCAGCCGAUUUCAGGGCCAUGCUCUUUGACUUAACCUGCCCAUUUUCACGAAGUAAAUAAAUCCUUAACAACAGGAUAGUAACAACCCAAUGACAACUACAACAACAGCUCUCCCUGCUUCCUCAUGGAAUUUAAUUUUUCUAGGUACUCCACCACCCCCAAAUACACCAGCUCCUCCACCAGGUCAGUAUUAUGUUAUUUUUCUUUUUUUAAAAUGAUAAAAAACCUUCAAAGGUGUGUAGCAGUAAUAAUCAAGGAAAAGCCUUUAGGAAAAAAACUGCCAUGAUCACUGGGAAUUUGAUAUAAAAGAAAAGAAAAUAGAGAAAUGUUCAAAAAAGUAAAAAAGUUCACACAUGUCAGGUUCCCAUCCUUUCAGACAAUGCUGGUAGAUUUACUGGAAAUAGUUCUGGUGUAUCGAAUUUAUUAGCCCAAGGAAAUCUAUAUACCACUUUUAUGAAUUAGACAUUCAAAGCUAAUAACCUAACAGAAAGGAGUUGCUUCCUACAGAAAACCAAAUUAUUAUUGCGUAUUAAAUAAAUAUCCAGCUAGUGGACGAGGAAAAAUCGUGCAUUGCAGGACGCUACCGACCCCAUUCUUGUUCCGUAAUCAAAGCAAUAGGGGUGGAGUGACUGGAUCCCCAAUUCUGUGUCCCAUUCCUCCUCUCAUCUCCCCCCAAAACUCUGUGCUUACCCUCUUUUUGGCAUGUGCUAGGUUCCUGUGGUAUUCGCCCAUCCACUCGAAUAGUUGGAGGCGUGGCUGCUAAACAUGGAGAUUGGCCUUGGCAAGCGAUGUUAAGAACCAGUUCUGGGUUCCCGUACUGUGGUGGCACACUCGUAUCUCCUCAGUGGGUGGUCUCUGCAGCUCACUGCGUCAGAGGAAAGCAGCCGAGCUCAGUAUUUAUCCGGUAUCUACUAUCCUCUUUUUGAUCAAUUUCAUUCUUGAAGAAGCUCUGUAUAAACACAGAUGUAGGAGCAUCAAGCUUAGCUGUAUCCUAUACAGCAGUAUGACUGAUACUUUAGCGGUCAAACUCACACUCCAGCCGCCCAUGGGGCCCAUAUCUCAAAAGUCCCGAUAAUUGACGGGCCUGGGAGAAAGCUUGUUUACAUUAAAGAUGGAGAUUUCAAUAGUUUGGAGGAUAACAUGAUAACAUUAUUAGUUAACAAAACAAAAUAGGCUGGUUUGUUAGCUAACUCCUGCUCGGCGCUUUUAUUCUUUAGGCUUUGUUUUGAAUGUUUGAUUUCGGUACCAAAAAGUUACCUGGACUUUCGAGAAACGGGCCAUGGUUCGAAUCUCGCCCUAAUCACUAGCUGGACUUCUUUCUUGGUAGUCCUUUUAUAGUGAUAUUGUUUAUUUUGCUGUAUUAGAUUGCCAAAGGAAAGCCUAGGGUUUUGUAUAGACAAAGAAAAAUACUAAAUGCAAAUAGCUCAGCUAAGGUUAGUCAGUGGCUAGUUUAGAUAACAACAAAGAAUCGUAUUGGUUAAAAAAUCACCAACUGACCCGAGUUAGUUGGCUGUUAAAUAAAUUAUCAUAAUUCACAAGCUUUACAAGAAAUUUCUUUCAAAAUUCUCACUUAAGUGUUCCACAGACACUGGACAACCUCGCAUCACAAAAUAGAAUGGGCCCUUUGCAGAAUAUGGUCACAUGAUGCAAAAAACACUUUGCUGGAUGGCAAACGACGCGGAGGCACCUUGAAAGAAAUGAUACGGGCUUUUUGAAUGAUGUCUCUUUGUUUUCCUUGCCCCUCUGCGCCGUUUGCCAUCCCCGGCAGCAAGGUGUUUUUUGCACCAUGUGACCGUAUUCUGCAAAGGGCCCAUAGCCUGCGUAGUAGUGGUUUCGGAGCAAAGAAAGACCGAGUGACGGGAUUUCCUAAAAAUCUAAAGGUUUUGGCCGCGUGAGAAAUGGAACGAGAGUCAGAAAAUGAAAACCGUACGGAAACGCUUGCCACGCAGGCUAAAGGGCCCAUAGCGUCAGAAACUCCUUAUGUAGGUGGGUGGGUAACAAAUGAUGAAAAUGAGACCUUUUUUUGCAGGCUUGGUGCUCAUAAGAGAACGUCAGACAUCGGAAACGAACAAGAUCUUAGGGUCAGCAAAAUCAUUUCCCAUCCAUCAUACCACAAACCCUUAAGUUACAGCCAUGACAUCACCCUCUUGAAACUGGAAAAACCUGCUCAGCUAAACAAGUACGGUUAUUUACCUCUCAUUUCAGUCUUACUAAAAAUGGUUUAUUAUUUUAACUUCCCACCCAGUUUUGCUGUAGUUUUUUAAGUUCUUCUUGAGUAAUUCUCCAUGAAGUCUAACUUUUGAUAAAAAGAUUUUUCUCUUUCAGAAUAUAACAUUUAAUUAGUCGCGCGCUUACUUACCUACUUACCACUGAGUUUCCAGUGGCUAAGUGGUUAGUGCAUCCGACUACUAACAGAGUGCGGAGGUCGAGGAUCAUAGGUUCGAAUCCCCUUUGGAACUCAAAAUUGUUUUUCUGUUUCUUGUGGUGGCUGUUUCUUGGUGUUGUGGAAACCAUUGUUGGUUUGCUUUUGUGUUGUAGUGUGAGUACUGUUCAGUGUAUUUCCAAUGUUUUGUAUUACGUCAUUUCAGCAUCUAUCCCCAACAGUAAGAAACUACCCUUGUGGUUGGAUCUUGAGCCCCGUGCAAACGGACGCAUCAUUGUUGGCUAACAUAACUACCAACAUUGUUGGAUGUUACAUGUUGUGUCCGUUUGCACUCCCUGUUGCAUGUCGUUGUGUGUUGUUGGGAGUUGUUGUUGUGCAAAGUUAGAAACCGGUCCAACUUUUACUAGGCUUUGUGCAAACGGACACAACAACCCCCAACAAUGUUGGGAGUUGUUAGCCAACAAUGUUGGGUCCGUUUGAAUGGGGCUUUAUCUCGGGAUUUUAAAUCACUCAUUUGAAUUUGUAUUUGCUGCUUCUCAAAAUCUUUUCCAGGUACGUGAAUCUUGCUUGUCUUCCUCAUCAAGUUAACGCACCAACAGAUGGGAAGCAUUGUUGGAUUACAGGUUGGGGUAGACUUUCAUCGGGCGGAGCCACCCCCGAACUAUUACAGCAAGUAUCUGUUCCAAUAGUAAGCCGUGCUCGCUGUGACAAAGCGUAUCCAAAUAAGAUCCACGACUCCAUGAUCUGCGCAGGUCUAGAUCAAGGAGGUAUUGAUUCCUGUCAGGGGGAUAGUGGAGGACCGAUGGUGUGA